This is a messenger RNA of Macadamia integrifolia, 1263 nucleotides long. RefSeq names its product phenylcoumaran benzylic ether reductase Pyrc5-like. The record is from RefSeq and is a predicted model, not a curated record. Bases 240 to 1169 code for a protein of 309 amino acids. Gene Ontology annotation, molecular function: oxidoreductase activity. NCBI's taxonomy places the organism in Eukaryota, Viridiplantae, Streptophyta, Magnoliopsida, Proteales, Proteaceae. The transcript has 5 exons.
CCCCUCUUUCUUGAAAUUAAGAAUGCCAUGUUAAUGCAAAGAAGGUCAAUAAUGCCCAAUUUUUGCACAAAGACCUACUGGUACAAAUCAUAUCUGAGAGUCAUAAAUGGCUUCCAAAAGUUAUAAGAACAAAUAUUGAGAAUAGCUCUCAAGUCUCUCCCUAUAAAAUUUCACAAUUUCUCUACCCCCUACACUUCACACAUAAAAUCCAAUCUUAUAUUUCUUUCUAGCAGUCACUAAUGGCUUCCAAAAGCAAAAUUCUGGUCAUCGGCGGGACAGGCUAUAUCGGCAAGUACAUCGUCAACGCGAGUGCUAAGGCCGGCCACCCAACUUUCGCACUGUUGAGGGACACAGCUGCUUCUUCUGGUACUGAGAGAGGUAAACUUCUUGAGAGCUUCAUGAAAUCUGGCGUCACUUUCCUCCAGGGAGAUCUCAACGAUCAUGGGAGUUUGGUGAGGGCAAUUAAGCAGGUGGAUGUGGUGAUCUCUACUGUAGGGAAGCAAUUGAUACAAGAGCAGGUGAAAAUCAUAGAUGCCAUUAAAGAAGCUGGGAAUGUGAAGAGAUUCUUCCCUUCAGAGUUUGGAAAUGAUGUUGAUCAUAUCCAUGCUGUUGAUCCAGCAUUGUCAAUGUGGAAUAAGAAGGUUAAAAUCCGCCGAACCAUCGAGUCUGAAGGAAUUCCCCACACCAUUGUUGUCUCCAACUUCUUCUUCGGCCACUUCCUCCAUAAUUUGGCACAGCCUGGUGCUGCAACUCCUCCUCGAGAUAAAGUAGUCAUAUUAGGAGAUGGAAAUCCGAAAGUAAUUUUUAACAAGGAGGAGGACAUUGGCAAUAUCACAAUUAAAGCUGUGGAUGACCUAAGAACUUUGAAUAAGAUCGUUUACAUCAAAUCUCCACACAACAUUGUCUCAUUCAAUGACCUUGUAUCUCUGUGGGAAAAAAAGAUUGGAAAAACCCUCGAAAAGGUCUAUGUUCCAGAGGAACAACUAUUGAAGGAAAUCCAAGCUGCUACGCAUCCAGUAAAUGUAACUUUGUCACUGAAACACUCAGCUUUUGUGAAAGGUGAUCAUACAAACUACGAGAUAGAUCCUUCAAUUGGAGUUGAGGCUUCUGAGCUUUAUCCUGAUGUGAAAUACUCCUCUGUAGAUGACUACAUGAAUCAGUUUGUCUAAUAUUCUUUUUUGUUUUUCUUGGGUUCUUUGUUUUAAAGAAAGGAAGACUUUAUUAGUUCAAGUCUUCAAGAUACAUUAAUGUUAGUAAUCUGUU